Messenger RNA from Mercurialis annua (annual mercury), 1599 nucleotides. RefSeq lists its product as uncharacterized. The transcript is spliced from 2 exons. Gene Ontology annotation, molecular function: nucleic acid binding; zinc ion binding. The coding region runs from base 1 to 1599 and encodes 532 amino acids. NCBI's taxonomy places the organism in Eukaryota, Viridiplantae, Streptophyta, Magnoliopsida, Malpighiales, Euphorbiaceae. The record is from RefSeq and is a predicted model, not a curated record.
AUGACAAAACGAUUCUGUUGUAUAAUUUUCCUUAUUUCAAUCCCAAAAUGCUAUUAUCUCUACACCAAGGAUUUUCGCGAACCAUCCAUUGAGGACAGAUCGACUAAAAAAGCUAGAUUCAAGGAAGAUGAAGUGGUGGAAGCUCCUCCAGCAGGAAUGUAUUUUAAGGACAAAGUUCUACAGAAUGACAGAGAACGAGCAUAUUCUCUUGCGGGUAGCCUUGAUGAAUUUGAAGUCACCGAUGAAGAUGUUCUAGUUUACACGAAUAAGAGCAUGCCGUCUAUUAGAUUCUCUGAUCGAGUCCAGACUGAACUCUCCAAACAAUGGAAAGCCACGGUUAUUGUCAAACUUCUUGGAAGACCUAUAAGUUAUCGGAAUCUCUGCAAUAGACUGGAAUCAAUGUGGAAUUUCACCCAAGGGUUUGAUGUUAUUGAUCUUGAGAACAAUUACUUCAUUGUCAAAUUCAGGAGUGGCAACGAUAUUGAUGCAGUACUAACAGACUUGGAAUCCUCAGUUGAUUGUAUUACUGAUAAUAUUCAGUCAAUUCAAGCUUGGAUAAGACUCCCCGGCAUGCCGAUACACUAUUACAAUAAGAAAGUCCUGAGAUAUAUUGGCCAGAUGGUUGGCCGUGUUCUUAAAAUUGAUUACUGUACUGAAGCCGCUGAGAGGGGCAAGUUUGCGCGUAUUGCGGUAGAACUUGAUCUAAGCAAACCUCUGGUUUCUCAAUUCUGUCUGGAUGGAAAGGUCCAAUUUGUCGAGUAUGAAUGCCUUCCUCGUAUCUGCUUUAAUUGCGGCAGGUUUGGGCAUACUAAAGAUCAUUGCCCUGAUAUUAUUAUCGCUAAUAUUCCGCCUACAGUCAGCUCAGGUAUUAGGGUGGAACCAGAAAAUGUUAUGCCGGCGGCGGAAGUUGCAAAGCCUGAAAACCCUAAUUUUGGUCCGUGGAUGAUAGUAGGCAAAAGAGGAAAGCCAACAACAGCUUAUGGUAAGAAGAAUUACCGCAUUUCUGGCAAUGAUAAUAGGAAGGAAAAUCACAAUGGAUCAAGAUUUCAGGUCUUGGAAAAGGAGAGUAUUGAGGAUCCUGCUGAUUUUGAGGAAUCUCCGACUUUAGUGGAGAAUGGUAUUGAGAAUAUCGUUUCUCCCCCUAUUCUUUCCAUUAACAACAAACCUAAUGCUCACCAUGCAAAGAAAGUCACAAAUGCCCCUAAUAAGUCAGCCAACUUGGCGGUUAGUAAGGCCCAUGAAAAUCCCCCUCACAAACCGGAUCUGCAGCCCAUUAACCGCUUUGUUGUGAAAACAAAAGACACUACGUUGAACUCCAUGCAACACUCAGUUGUUAGUGUGACUUAUAAUACUGACAACUGCUUAAAUGCCUCCAAACCAAGUUCUUCUUAUAUUGUUUCCCACACCCCCAAGAUAGCCAAACCACCUGAUAUUAUUCAUUCUAAUAAUGUUGAGAACCAGUUUAGGUCUUUCGAUCAAUCUUAUUCGUCUCAAGACCUGGCUAUGGAUAGUACCAUGAUUGAGGCAAGUUCAGUUUCUAAGAAUGAUGAGUCUCCAAAAGUUGAAGUUAUGGAGGGGAUAGCUCAUUAUCCUAUCUAA